Messenger RNA from Arabidopsis arenosa, 2270 nucleotides. NCBI's taxonomy places the organism in Eukaryota, Viridiplantae, Streptophyta, Magnoliopsida, Brassicales, Brassicaceae. The record is from the annotation of a GenBank genome assembly.
AAAACCGAAUGCGAAAAGAAAAGAAACAAAUAGCAAAAGCAGAGAAGAAAAAAACAGAGGAUUCUUAUAGAUCACGAGAGGAAGAAGAAGACGAUGAGGAAGAUGAAGCACUUGUCCUCCAUUGCCAACGACGUCGUUCAGAGAUGCUCACAGGAAAUAGAGACAACCAUUGAUGAAUUAGUGGAAGAGUUUGAAUGUCAAUGGAAGCCAGGAAGUACGGAAGGUACUUACUCGAAGAAGUUUGUGGAAUUUUGCAACUCAAAGGUGACGAGUCGGGUUUGUGAAAACAUACUUGAGAGAAUAAAAGAUGGUUCGUUUACUCGUCUCACGUUCGAUAUGAUGCUUGCUUGGCAACAACCUGACGCAGAUGACAAGGAGUCUUAUAGGGAAGCAGUAGGGAAAGAGAGUGAAGACAAGAGGAUUCAGGCAACUCUAUCUCCAGAGCAAGAUGACAUCUCUCUUUUUUAUUCAGACAUGAUGCCGCUUCUCGUUGAUCAUGAACCAAGUGUGGGCGAAGAUGCAUUUGUCUAUUUAGGCUCAAUCAUUCCUCUACCCGUGGAUGUCGUCAAUGGAAGAUACACAUUUGAGACUCUAACUGCUCUGACCGGCUACCAACUUCACUUUCCGGCUUACGAUAUGUUCGUCAAAGAAAUACACAAGUGUAUGAAGCAUUUGCAAAAGCAAGCGAAGCCUAAAGGGGUCGAAUUGGCGGAUGAUGAAAUUAUAUUGCAUGUUGAAGGAACAAUGGCUUCACAGAGAGUGAUUCGCCACAUUAAAGAAACAAGCUGGCCAGGUAGGCUUACUUUGACAAACUAUGCACUAUACUUUGAAGCCGCGGGAAUUAUAAACUACGAAGAUGCUGUUAAGAUAGAUCUUUCCAAGGACAAUGAAAAGUCUACAAAGCCUAUGUCCACUGGCCCAUUGGGUGCUCCUCUUUUUGACAAGGCCAUUGUCUACGAGUCUCCGGAAUUUGAGGAUGGAAUUGUCAUAGAGUUUCCAGAGAUGACAAGCUCAACGAGACGAGAUCACUGGCUUAUGCUUAUAAAGGAAAUAACAUUAAUGCACAAGUUCUUGAGAAAAUUCAAUGUUGAGUCUCCUUUGCAAGCAUGGGAAAUCCAUUCAAGAACAAUCUUGGGAAUAGUACGGCUGCACGCAGCCCGCGAAAUGCUUAGAAUUUCUCCCCCGGAUCCAAAAAAGUUUUUAAUAUUUAGCUUAUUUGAGGAAGUUCCAAAGGGAGACUACGUACUUGAAGAACUCGCAGAGAUUAGUCUAAAGAUAGGCACUACAAGGAACCCGUGUAGUGCUAGCUCCAUAUUGAGGAAUAUGAACAUGGAUCAGCUUGGUGAUAUGAUAAAAGAAGAGGGAGAAGAUACAUGUAAGGAGAAGGGGAAAGUGACUGAUAAAGAGGAAAUGCUUGCGUCUCUUGAAAGUGCUGUGAAUCAAUCGAGAGAAGAGGGAAAGGUUAUUGAGGAGGCUAAAGCCACGACAACGGAGCUAGAAGAAGAAGGGAUUAGUGAAAGUGUAGCAGUUCUUAUGGAGUUGAUGAGGCCAUUACAAGAUGCAUUGCCAUGGUUCCAACAAGUGAUUUAUUGGGAAAGGCCGUCUCGUACACUGUUUGUUCUAGCCAUUACUAUUUUAACCGUCUACAAGGAGUGGGUUGGUAAGGCUAUAGCUGCUUGCUUAAUAUGGGUGGUGGCUAAAAUGGCUCAGGCUAGACAUAAGAUGGUCCACACAGAAAGUGAGCAUGCGGUAACAGUGAGCACAGAAUCUGACCAAACAAUGACCGAGAGCAUUGUGUCGGCUCAACAUGGCUUAAUAAGACUUCACCAGUUGAUGCAACAUGUUAACGUCACCAUCAUGAAAUUGCGGUCCAUAUAUACCUCCAAGGCUAGCAAGCAUGCAAGCAUGGUGAUGGCAUCGAUGCUAGUGUUGGCGAGCUUCUUCGCAGUGGUGCCAUUCAAGUUGUUCAUAAUAUUUGGUACAAUAUAUUGCUUUGUAAUGACAUCGAGUGUCGGAAGAUACAUGAGCAAUGAUCAGAGUAACCGGAGAAUGAAAGAGUGGUGGGAUUCCAUACCCAUUGUACCCGUUCGUGUACUUAACGCUUCGUCCAAGUAGUUCUUCACUUAGCGUGAGAUACUAAGGCGACUGUUUUUUCUCUUCCUUUUUUAUCAAAAGCUACUAGAGAAAGAAUGUAUUUUAAACAGUUUUUUUUUGUAAAAUAUUUUCAAGCUUACGUUACUAGUAUUUUAUAAUAAAUAAAAAAUAGCAUU